This is a messenger RNA of Cylicocyclus nassatus, 284 nucleotides long. Lineage: Eukaryota; Metazoa; Nematoda; Chromadorea; Rhabditida; Strongylidae. The record is from the annotation of a GenBank genome assembly.
UUUUCGUAUUUUACAGGUAAUCCCAACAACAAUGUGGAUGCGAGAAUUUAUCCUUGCCAUUCUGUUCGCAGCAGUGACGGCAGAGAUGACUUUGAAGGAAAUAAAGACUAUAUUAGAUGUAACAAUUCCUCCUUUGCAAAUAUGUACAGUGGAAAAGGAUGGACAACAAAAAUGCGUGGAUGCUAAGACAUAUUGCGAUUCCUGCAAAACGAUGAAGGAUGAAAGCAAGAAGAAUUGCUUAUCUUUUUGUGGGAAUGACAAAAAACAUAUUUGAUUAACGUGAC